Rotaria sp. Silwood1 is the source of this 582-nucleotide messenger RNA. The record is from the annotation of a GenBank genome assembly. NCBI's taxonomy places the organism in Eukaryota, Metazoa, Rotifera, Eurotatoria, Philodinida, Philodinidae.
AUGUGGAUAGUAAUUGUACAUAUUUUUGCUGUUGAGAAUUAUCAAAUAGCUAUUCGAAGUUAUUUUAUUACAAAAGAUCCGUUCAGUGAAUGGAGAAUAAGUGGAUUUUCUAUAUAUGAUUCCGAGGAAAAAGAUUUGCUUUAUCAUAUAAAAUCUUAUUAUUAUUACAAUGAGGGAAAUAUUGACUUAUCUGAUUUAUCUUCAAAACAAAUUAUUGCAACAUUAACAUAUUCAUUUAGUAUUUUCAAAGUAAAACAAGCUAAAUUUUCAAUUUUGACUUUAUCUUCUAAUCAAUGGAUAAAUGGUACAAUUGAAAAUAGUUUUCCUAAAUUUCAUAAUGAAUAUAUUAUCAAAUGGAAUGAACAAAAUAUUUUAAUGAAAACAAAAUUUUUAUCAACAUUAACAAUAUUUCGAUAUGAAAAUCAUAGUGAAAUUUUGGCAACACUUAAAAAACGUGUUUUUUCAUCGUUUUGGCGAAAUAAAUAUGAUUUACAGAUAUUUUCCGAUGAUCUUCCCAAUGUAUUUUAUUUUCUUUUACUUACAAUUACAGAUAAAAAUGACGAACUUGAUUCCGAAGACUAA